This is a messenger RNA of Dioscorea cayenensis subsp. rotundata (Guinea yam), 1482 nucleotides long. Its product is annotated as pentatricopeptide repeat-containing protein At1g66345, mitochondrial. Gene Ontology annotation, molecular function: protein binding. NCBI's taxonomy places the organism in Eukaryota, Viridiplantae, Streptophyta, Magnoliopsida, Dioscoreales, Dioscoreaceae. The record is from RefSeq and is a predicted model, not a curated record. The transcript is spliced from 2 exons. Bases 1 to 1482 code for a protein of 493 amino acids.
AUGAUACUUCGUCUCCGUAGACCUCUCCUCAUCCUUCCCAAAUCUAUCCACACUAAACCAACACCACCCACUGCUUCUUCUUCUUCGGAUAUCACCGGUCUCUUGAUCAACGGCGGCAAAUGGGACGCCCUUACCGCCCGCUUCGGCUCCAUAACUCUCACCAACUCCCUCGUCGAACAAGUGCUCCUCGAUCUGAAAGAACCCAGCGACGCUAAGAAAGCCUUACUCUUCUUCCACUGGUCCUCAACCCAACACUCAUCUUUCCACCACUCCCUUCGCUCCUACUCCAUCGCCAUCCACAUCCUCGUCCGCUCAGGCCUUUUCAUCGAUGCCGGCGCGUUGCUCGAGUCGGCUAUAACCAAGACUUCCCAACCGGAAUCUUGUCUCCUUGACGCCCUUUUGUCUACUUACGAAGCAACCCCUUCCGGCCCUCGAGUGUUCGACAUUCUGGUGCAGACGUACGCGAAGAUGAGGAUGCUCGACCAUGCCUUUGAUGCUUGCUCUCACCUCAUGGACCGUGGCUUUUCAAUAAGCUUAACAAGCUUCAAUGCUUUGCUGCGCGUGGCUCAAAAAUCCAAUCGCUAUGAUCUUGCCUGGAAGGUGUAUGAGUAUAUGCUUCACAGAAGAGUUUACCCCGACCGUAACUCCAUUGAAACCAUGACAAAUGUUAUGUGUAAACAGGGAUCAUUGCAGAAUAUAAUUAGUGUUCUGGAUAAGAUUAAUGGCAAGCGAUGUGCUCCGGCAGUGAUUGUAAACUCCGGCCUGUGGUUUAUGAUUGCUAAAAAAGACAACUUUAAUGUUGAUCAUGGGAUUGUGUUGCUGAAGAGGUUGUUACAGAAAGACAUGAUUGUUGAUAGUGUUGUGUAUUCGUUGAUCAUCUCCACUCGUUGUGAGAGAGGGGAGUUGGAUAAUGCCUAUGAGAUGUUUGAUGAAAUGCUUAAAAGAGGUUGUGGUUCUAAUGCCUUUGUUUAUACCUGCUUCAUUGGUGCUCAUUGUAAGUCAGGAAGGAUUGAAGAGGCUAUAAGAUUGAUGCAAGAGAUGCAGCUCUCUGGUUUUAAACCAUACCAGAAGACUUACAGUUAUAUGAUUGAAGGGUGUUCUAUGUCACGAAGACUAGAUGAAUGCAUGGCGUUUUAUGAAAAAAUGAUUAAACAUGGUUUUGUGCCUGAUUCUGAUGCUUGCAAUCAGAUGAUUGGCAAACUCUGUGAAUGUGGAAAGGUGGAGAAGGCUAAUGACAUCUUGACUGUUCUCUUAGACAAAGGAUUCAAAGCUAAUCAAGUCACGUAUAUGAUACUUAUGAAAGGGUUCGGAGAUGCAGGAAAUGUCCAUGAAGUUACAAAAUUGUAUUAUGAACAGCGGCACCGUGGCAUUCAUCUUGAUCCCAUGGCGUUGGAUGGCAUUGUCAUGGCAAAUUUUGUCGAAAAGUUCGUAGAUUAUCAGAACUCUCCGCAGUCAUUCACCUACCCACAAGGCAUAAGUUGA